CAGAACGGAACCGAACACGUCGGUGUUUCUGUUCUUUACCCGGAGGAGAGGGAUGAUUGUAGCGCCGCACUGUCUCUAUGGAUACCAACAUACGCUUCCGGACGCUUAGGGCAGAAAUUAAGAGGAAACGACUGAGCCGACAUAAGGAAUAUGGACUCGGAGUAUCUGAAGAAAUGCAUGGGAAAAUGCUUAGUGGAGGGACUGGCCGAGGUGGCAGAACAGAGACCGAAGGACCCUAUUGAGUACCUUGCACACUGGAUUUAUAAAUACAAGAGUAACCUGGACUGUGAGGAAAAGGUAUGAACCGAUGUGCUCAAGGAAAACGAACCACAAUAUUGCAUAUAACUUCAUCAAAGAGGGAAAUACAUCAAGCUCAGCUGGAGCACGAGUUAGAGAAGGCCAAGGCUGAGGCUGCCCUGUUGGAGCGAAUGAAAGAGGAAGAGGAACAGAUCGCGUACAAAAAGCAGCAGCAGCAGAAGCUUGCAGACACACUGGUAAUGUCAAAGAAGACGUUGGCAGAAUUAUCAGGUACAUUUGGGGCUCCAAAUCUUCCUUCGGUGCAAGAAGGAGAUGAGAACAGCAUUGGUCCUGGGGAAGAUACUCAGAGGGAUCGAGAGAAACCUUCAGAAGAGAUUACAGCAACUGCCUACCCAGCUACCCUUCCCCCUGAAAUGGGGAAGGAGAGUGAGACUUUGAAAUCGGAGGAAGACAAAAAGGAGGGCACUGAGAGGGAUACUGAGAAACCUUCAGAAGAGAUAGCGGACGCUGCUGACUCUGAACACCCUCCAGAUAGUCAAACGGCAGAAGAACCUGGCACCGUGCAAGAGGAAGUGAAUGAAAAUACUGUGAAGACAGCAGAAGAUAAUGAAUAAAGCUACUCAAAUACUUUAGAGUGACUGAGUUUUAUUUUAUCUUGUGUAUUUGUUACAUUGCAUUAACCUUUUGCUAUGAUGAGCUGCAAAUGAGCAGAACAUCAUAUAAAGCUCUUGAAACCAGUCAGUUAAUCUAACUGUAUACAGCGCAGUUACAACAGCAUUGUCAGUAUUACUGUAGAAGGGGCGUGAGAGAUAUGGCACCUAUAAGAGAGAAAUGUGUGGAGACAAACAAAAGGGAUAUCGUAUUCAAUUGCCUUGCUUAAUCAGUUCACAUUCUUAUCUGAACCUUGGAGUAUUGUUUGUGGGUCUAAAUGUCUGUUUUCUUUCAAGGAUUGGGACUGACUUUUUGAAGCACUGCAUCAGCUCUGAUAACUGAGUAUGAAAAAUACUAGAAUAAUAGGAAAUAGGUUCUUGUUUUUCUUGUUGUUAACAGCUGUUCAUUCUGUGUGAAGGAUAAAAAAAGAUAAAUGUGUGUUCAGCAUUGGCUGAACCAAAAAAAAAAAGAAACAGAAAUGGAUUUUCUCCAAGCCAGGUAGAGUGGAAGUUUGCUGCCUUCCUUUGUCCUCCUGAAAAGAAAAUAUACUCGUAAUCACAUAAAAAAGAAAAAAAGACAGAACAAUGUGAAUCACAGAGCUACACCUAAAUGUGUAAGUCAACAUAAGCCCAAAUAAUAAAAAAAAAACAGGAGUGUAAAGAGAUAUGUUAGCAUUUUGCAAUCAAACCUGUUGCUAGGUGUCACCUUUAAGCAAAUAAAUAUUACAGGUAUGCAGGACAUACGCCACUUAGCAAUAGGGAUUGAUGAAUGGCACCCAAUAACUGAUUUCAUAUGGUGAAGGAUAUAUUGUAUCUGGAGUACAUUCGACUGUGACCAUAUUGUUGUGACCAAACAGAGGCUUUAUAAAUCUACUGUCCAUAAACCACUGGUCCUGUAGCUCUCAACAAACAAAAAACAUGCAGAAUCUGUAAAGCCUUCCCACCACCCCAGGCCUAUGGUUUAGUGUUUACUUCCUAUAAUGUGGCAUCUGUUGCAAAACAAGAAACACAUACUUUAGAGUUCAAAAGAGACCGUGAAUUUGUUUUUCUUAGGUGUCUGGAUCUAGUUUUGUAAAAAAAAUAUACAGGUGUGAAUUUGGUUUCAGAGAUUAUGCUCCUAGUGUUUAAUUGUUAUGUCUGAAAAGACAAGGUCAGUUAUCUACAGGUACUAACUGCUGUGGAUAAUUUUAA
Molecule: messenger RNA, 2099 nt
Organism: Acipenser ruthenus (sterlet)
Lineage: Eukaryota; Metazoa; Chordata; Actinopteri; Acipenseriformes; Acipenseridae
Product: DPY30 domain-containing protein 1-like
Exons: 7
Coding region: 300-872 (190 amino acids)
Cellular component (GO): Set1C/COMPASS complex
Source: RefSeq, a predicted model, not a curated record